This is a messenger RNA of Lecanosticta acicola, 321 nucleotides long. The record is from the annotation of a GenBank genome assembly. NCBI's taxonomy places the organism in Eukaryota, Fungi, Ascomycota, Dothideomycetes, Mycosphaerellales, Mycosphaerellaceae.
AUGGCCCUUACUCAGCCAGAUACCAUGCGACGGCUCCAGAUAUGGUACAUGAGACCUCAUUUGUUGCCCAAUGGGGCCGCCCAGAAGCUCUCAUACCCGCUGGUAUCAGGCUCGCCUCGGAACAGACUAUCCGUCUCCGCGAGCUUCAUUCGGAAUCCUGGCCCGAACGACACGCUGGUGGUGGCGCACAAGCCGAGCCACGAAGGGCUCAUUGAAGUCUCGAAGACACGCUUUCGCUUCUUGCCGGUUGCGCCCGUCGUCGAUGAGCCGAAGCGAUCAGCGGAAGACACAGUGGACGCCAGCGUGCGCUUCUUGAGUUAA